Metschnikowia bicuspidata var. bicuspidata NRRL YB-4993 is the source of this 343-nucleotide messenger RNA. RefSeq lists its product as uncharacterized. The record is from RefSeq and is a predicted model, not a curated record. Bases 97 to 297 code for a protein of 66 amino acids. NCBI's taxonomy places the organism in Eukaryota, Fungi, Ascomycota, Pichiomycetes, Serinales, Metschnikowiaceae. The transcript has a single exon.
UACACCUACCCAGUCUGUCGGUAGAGCUUUGAAUAUAGGCCACUCCCUGAGUCAGGCUAUUGAGUGAGGCCAUGUAUUGAGUCAUAAACUGGUAACAUGAAUAUCGUGUCCUUGAUUAUCUUCACACGACUAGGACGCCACUAUGGGUCUACACAAGGCUUCCUUUGGAAAUUUAUCAACCUUUGGGUCAGCCAAGUGUCUUCAGCUGAACAAAUCUGCAUUGUAUUGGUGAUGUGUAUCACUGUUAUUACAUUAUUAGAUCACUGUAUACUUCAUCAGUACACUGUAUCUCUAUGAUCGGUCACUAUACUAAAUUACUGUACGAUCUGUACCAUCACUAUAC